Molecule: messenger RNA, 5458 nt
Organism: Lagenorhynchus albirostris (white-beaked dolphin)
Lineage: Eukaryota; Metazoa; Chordata; Mammalia; Artiodactyla; Delphinidae
Gene: LIPT2
Product: lipoyl(octanoyl) transferase 2
Exons: 3
Coding region: 4-624 (206 amino acids)
Biological process (GO): protein lipoylation
Cellular component (GO): mitochondrion
Molecular function (GO): lipoyl(octanoyl) transferase activity
Source: RefSeq, a predicted model, not a curated record
GCAAUGCGGCAACCGGCGGUACGGCUGCUGCAGCUGAGUCAGGUGCCGUAUGCCGAGCUGCUGGCGCUGCAGGAGCGCUGGCUGCGGCGGCUGCAGGCCGAGCCAGGGACCGAGGCGGGCGCGCUCCUGCUCUGCGAGCCCGCGGGGCCUGUGUACACCGCCGGACUGCGCGGCGGCCUGACGUCCGAGGAGGCGACGCGGCUGCGGGCCUUGGGUGCCGAUGUGCGCGCCAUUGGCCGCGGCGGCCUAGCCACCUUCCACGGCCCGGGCCAGCUGCUCUGCCACCCCGUACUCGACCUGCGACCCCUUGGCCUGCGCCUGCGCGCCCACGUGGCGGCGCUGGAGGCGUGCGCCGUGCGCCUGUGCGAGCUCCAGGGCCUACCAGGUGCCCGCGCGCGGCCCCCACCCUACACCGGCGUCUGGCUGGGCGAACGCAAGAUCUGCGCAAUCGGAGUCCGCUGUGGAAGGCACAUUACAUCUCACGGCCUGGCGCUGAACUGUUCUACGGACCUCACGUGGUUUGAGCACAUUGUGCCCUGUGGGCUGGUUGGGACAGGUGUCACUUCCCUGAGGCUGCUUGAAUGUUCUCAUGACCUGGCAACUGGCUUCCCCCAGAGCAAGUGAUGCCAGAAAGAGACAAGGUGGAAGCCACAAUGUCUUUUAUGACCCAGCAUUGGAAGUCACACAGUCAUUUCUGCAGUCUCUUAAUAUGUGAGCCCUAUUCAGUAUGGAAGAGACUGCACGAGGGUGAUAGGAGGUGAGGAUCAUUAAGGGCCAUCUUGGAGACUGACUACCACAGGCAGUUAGAAUAGAAAGAACCUUGAAUGAGAAGUCAGGCAACUCUAGUUCCAGUCCUGGCUCUGUGGAACAGUAACCAACAACAUUCAAGAUGGUGGUUGCUUCCUGAGGGACUGCAAUGAGCAGAGCUCCCUGCUGCUGAUGGACAUGUGGUGGAGUUCUGCCACCAAAAUGUGAGGGUUGUUCAUUACGACAGCAUAACUAGCUUAUGCUGACGGAUAAAAUAUGUUUAUAUUAAUUAGGACUCUUGUAUUUGCAAGUGUAGAAACCCAACUCAAACUAACUUAAGCAAAAACAAACAAUCAAACAAAUCCCACAAUGGGAGGGUUAUUGGAAAAGGUACUGAGGGGGUCUCAUAAAAUCCAAGGGUGGGGCUGCAGCUGGGCUCCAGAACAGAACCAGAUCAUGUAGCCCUUUAGGAACCCACAUGGUCUUUUCUCUCCUGUUCUCUGCCGUGAGUCUUGGUGUGUUUGCUUCAUUCUAUCUUACUUCAGUCCAGCUUUCUUUGUUUCCCAGGCCAUGUAGUGGAAGAUGGCUACUACUGCUGUUAUCCAUGAAUGUUGCAGUAAAGUCAAGGAAAAUCCCCAGGUUUCUGGCUUGAGCAAGUGGGUGGAUGCUAGAGGUAUUGCUGGGAUAGAGAACUCUGGAUAAUGACCAAGUUUGGAGAGAAUAAUAAUGAGUUCAGUUUUAGGUAAAUCAGGUUUGAGAUACUUGUGGAAGAUGUAGGUGGAGAGGGCCAGUUGGGUGUUUGAAUCUGGAGCAUGGCCGUGAUGAGCGAUGGUUUCGGUCUGGGAGCCCAAAGAGAAGGGGAGGGCAGAGGACUGAUAAAUGUGAGGCACGGGCCAAGGAGGAGCAGGCCAAGGAGACUGAGAAGCAGUCUAGGCAGAGACAUAGUGCGGGACCCAGAAUGAGACAACAUGACGAUCUCAUUCACUCUUCUGGCAGCACAGCAAGAUAGGUAGGCUUAUUUUAUGGAUGAAAAAACUGAGGCCUGGGAGGCUAAGUGAGUUAUUUGAGGUCAUGCACUUACUUAGGGGCAGAGUCAGUCCCUGGCUCCUAAUCUGGGCUCUUUUCCACUCUUCCACAGCUGCCUCUGAAGGGUGAGCAGGGCAGGUAUCCUGGAGGAGACAUGCCUCCAAGAACAGGUGGGUCGACAGAGCUGAGGAGGACGCAGGGCAGAAGGCCAGAUUUAGGCUGAGGCCGGACGUGUGGAAUUGGCUCAGGCCACUGCUGUGGGUUCCUGACUCUCCUUCCUUUCUGGACAGAGCCCACCUACGCUUUCCCACUGGGGCCCUUCCUCAAGGAAGGAAGCUGAGUGUACGAAAGAGGAUAGUUAACACCCUGGCUUUUCCACCUCCAGAAAGCCUCUUCUUGUUUAUGAGAAGUCUUUUCCUCAUAAAUAAACAAAUUGUCCAAGGUCUGGUGAAUGAGUGCUAAGUGUGAGGACGUGACCAACUGCAGUGACUGGCCCAGCAUCUUGUUCCUUUGGCAGGAAACCAAACAGAACCUGCUCUGACAGUGUGACCAGGUGCACCUCGCUUCAUGAAAAAAGCCUCUGACUGAAAACCUUCAUGGAAAUCAGAUAUUUGCAAUCAAAAUCUAAUUUUUUCACUAAAUUGUAAUUUACCUUACCUAUUAUCAUACCAUAUUAUAAUAACUAUAAAGUUUUAACAAACAACAACACUUGCACUCCCACCUAAAAAAACAUUCUUUUCAUUUGUGUGUUUCCAGCACUUGAUUAUGAGCAGACAUCUUUUAUUAUUCUGUUCUAUUCUGUCUUAUAAUUCUAUUAUGAAUUAUUAUGUGGAUAAAAUUAUGUAUACUAUUUUAAACCAUAGUAUUACAGAGAUUUUCCCACAUUGCUAGAUAGCCUUUAUAUUUUUAACAUUUAAUCUUGUUUUUAUUUCUUUUAAAACUUAGAUCUUUUAAAAAAAAUAUAGGCAAUGCAUACACAUGGAAUAAAAUUUAAAAGGUACAAAAUGCUACCAUUGUAAUGUAAGUCUUAUUCCUAUCCCUUUCCCCUGUAAACCCAGUCCCUUUCCUGGAAGACUAAAUGAUGGUAAAUGUCUUAUUUAUAUUCUUCAUAGAUAUUUUAUAUAUAUAUAUAAGCAUACAUGCUUAUAUGUGUACAUUCUUUUUCAUAUAGUAGCAUACUAUACACACAUCCCUUCACUUUGUAAGAUUGUUUCAGGUCAGUAUAUAAAGAACAUCCUCAUUUUUAAAAACGGCUGUGGAGUCAUCCUCAUUUUUUGAAACAGCUGCGGAGUAUUCCGUUCAGUGGAUUUACCAUGACUUAUUUAGCUAGCCCCCUAUUGAGGAUGUUUAGGUUAUUACUAAUCUUUUUCUUUUACAAAUAAGGCUGCAAUGAGGAUCCCUGUAUAAAUGUGCAUGUGUGUCUGUGUGUGUGUCUGCAUAUUGUAUCAGAUACGGUGAGCACAGAGUUUGCGUUUCUAGAAGUGAUUUUCUGAGUCAAAGGACAUGUGCAUUUUUAUUUUAAUAGAUAUUAUCAUAUUGCCUUUCAUAAAACAUACCGAUUUAUAUUCCCAUUGGCAAUGUACAAUGCCUGAAUUUUAAAUGUUCUAGCAUCUUAGAUUUUUCUUCAUCUUGAAAGCUGUUUAUUAUAAAAUCUUUCAAACAUACAACAAACCCCAUGAACCCCAUGUACGCAUAACGCAGGUAAAACAAUCAACUCAUGGCCAUUCUUAGUUUAUCUAAACCAGUGCCUAUUUCCUGCCUCCUCCCUGGAUUGUUGUGAAGCAAAUCACAGGUACCAUAUUAUUUCAUGCAUAAGUAUUUCAGUAUGUAUUCCCAAAAGAUAAGGACUCUUUAAAAAAAAAUAACCACAGUGUGUCAUAACACAUAUAAAAAAUACUUAUUCAAUAUCAACAAAUAUUCAGUUAAUAUUCAGAUUUCUGUUUUUCUCCCUCCUCCCCCGCUCCAUCCCUCCCUCCGUCCUUCCUUCCUGUAGUUGGUUUGUUCAAACCAGGAUUCAAACAAGGUCUACACACUGAAUUUGGCUCAUAUGUCUCAUAAAUGUCUCUUUUCACCUACGGUUCCCCCGCCAUCUUUUUUAUCUUUUUCUCCUGCGUUUCCUGAAGGUUAAAAAGUAGAUCCUGACAAUUGGCAUGAUUCAGGUAUGAUUUUUUUAGCACAUCUGCUUUGUAGGUGAUGGUGUGUUCUUACAUCAAGUAGCAUGUAGUAUCUGUUUUGGGGGGUUUUUUUCCUCUUUUUUUUUUUGUGAUGACUAUGCCCUAGAUUCAUUAUUUUAUUAGGGGUUUGCAAGAUGUGAUACUCCGAUUCUAUCAUUCCUUCUUCACCUACCAGCUGGAAUAAGUCUAUAGACCUGGCAGGCUGAGUGCAAAAGAACUCAACAUGUCCGGUAGCAUUAGUGUUAUUAGCAUUUUAUUAGAUUUUUAGUUUUGUUCAUUUUCAUUAAAAUUUGUAUUGAAUAAAUACUAUGUAAAAGAUUUGCUUUUACAGUUGCAUUGGAGUUUAAGCUGAGUUUAAAUUUGAACAUAUUUAGGUUAUCAGCACUGAGUACCUCAAUGAUUUUUUCCUUUAAAAGGGGUUCCUAAAUCAUUCAAGUUCAUGAGACACUGGUAUAAGGCUAUAGUGUUACAUUUUUUCAAUUUACCUAAGCUGUGAGCUUUUCUAAGCCAGAGACUCUUUCUUUGUUUUGUUUGUUUGUAUCCUAGCAUGUGAAAGGAAACAGUGGUUCAAUGACUGUUAUUAUGAGGAAUUCCCUGUAGCUUUGGUCCUUUUGUUGACAGACGUCAGUAUCCAGUCUGUGAAGUGGUCAUCCCAGCCCUGCUCACACAGCUCCAGACGUGGAGCAUUCUUCAUAAUUCUGAUUGUUAGAAAGUUGUUCCUCAUCCCAAACUGAAACCUGCCCUCAACAGUGUCAUAAUUCUGCCCUCCUGUAAGUCCUCCUCUGAGAGGUCUUCCCUGGCCACACUGUGCAUCCCCCUCGGGUGGCAGUGGCCCCUAUAAUGUAGUUACUUAUUUCCAUGUCUGACCCCGUCCAGACUGUGAGCUCCCCAGGCAGGGACUAUAGCUGUAUCACCCAUGGCCCUCUCAGGACCAGCCCAGGGCCUCACACAGAGAUGCCCAGAAAUGGCGGGUUGAGUCAGCAAAUGAAUUCUAUCCUAGGAGCGGGCUCUUCUUCAAGUUAAACUUUCCUGAUUCUUCUGUUCUUCAUAAAAUAUGGCUUCCAGAUUCUGCCCCCACUGCCCUCAUCUCAACAGGUUCCAAUUGGCUAACAUGGCCUUAACCUGUGUUGCUUGAAGAUAACAUGCCUGGUGCGGUCUGGCCAGUGUUGGGGAAGCUAGUAAAAUAGUCUUGUUCAGGCUUCAGAGGCAACAAUAGGCCUUUGACUAAAAAAGACCCUGGGGCUUCCCUGAUGACGCAGUGGUUGAGAAUCUGCCUGCUAAUGCAGGGGACACGGGUUCGAGCCCUGGUCUGGGAGGAUCCCACAUGCCGCGGAGCAACUAGGUCCGUGAGCCACAAUUACUGAGCCUGCGCAUCUGGAGCCUGUGCUCCGCAACAAAAGAGGCCGCGAUAGUGAGAGGGCCGCACACCGCGAUGAAGAGUGGUCCCCGCUUGCCACAACUAGAGAAAGCCCUCACACAGAGAUAAAGACCCAACACAGCCAAAAUAAAUU